AUUUGCAAAUUGACCCCAAUCUGAAAUUGCAAGCAGGGCCCUUCAAUUUUACAACACUAGAACCCCUGCACAAACCCUAAUCCCCCCUUCUCUGCGGCACCGCACUGCAGCAACAGCAGCACCCGGACGCUGCUUACGCGGCAACGGGCGGUGGUGACGGGCGCGGCAAUUGUGUUAGUGUGAUUAUGAUUUGGGGAAUGGGUAAAAGAAUAAAUUAGGGUUUGUAACACUUUCUUUAUUCUUGAAUUGAUGAGUUGAAAAGUACGUCUGGGUAAUUUCAACUUUAAAAUCGUAAUCAGUAAAAAAAAGGACUAGAAUUUAUUCUUCUUUUACGGAGUAGCGUUACCUAAAAGCAAAUAGAACCGCCAACAGAGCUUGGAGUCCAUCAUAAAACAUCCAUUUCUACGCUCUAUCUUUGCUAAUCUUCACCUGUCAACACACAGGCAGAUCGGAUAAUAAUUCAGUUAAGCCAGAAAAAUGGAGGGGACAGUCUUCACUCAGGCUCUGGAAGGAAUGAAGCAUGUCAAGUCAGAAGAGGGGGUGAUGCUCACCAAACCUUUCCUUAAUGUUUGCAAGCAAAUUUUACCUGUUAUAGACAAGUUUGGACCUGCAAUGGCACUUGCCAAAUCUGAUAAUGGUGGUAAUAUAAUCAGGUUAGAAAACAAGUAUUUGUCCAACCCUACACAAUAUAACCACUUGUACAGCAUGGUACAAGAAGAGGCUAAGACAGCUAAAGGUUCAUCCAGUUGUGCUGAUGGUCUUUUGUGGUUGACGAGGGCAAUGGAUUUCUUGGUGGGAUUGUUUCGGAAUCUAUUGGAGCAUCAGGAUUGGUCCAUGUCCCAAGCUUGCAGUGAUUCUUAUGGCAAGACGCUGAAAAAAUGGCAUGGUUGGCUGGCCAGAUCAAGCUUUACGGUUGCCAUGAAACUUGCCCCUGAUAGGAAGAAGUUUAUGGAUGUCAUAGGUGGCAGAGGCGAUGUUAAUAGUGAUAUGAAAAAAUUUUGCACCACUUUCUCACCAUUUCUCGAGGAGAACCACAAGUUUUUGCAGGCUAGCGUUGGAAUGGAUGUUAUUAAAGCAUCUUAAACGGUGGUUUUAUAAUGCUUUCAGCAGUAGUUCUUGGAGUUCAUCAAUACUAAUAUCCGUGCCAUGCUUUAAGGUUUUCUAUUUAAGGAAUAAUGGAAACAUGUAAUAAUGCACUGCAUACUAGUUUUUCGAUAUGGGAAUCUACAGUCUAUAAAGUUUUCUAUUUAAGGAGCUAAGCUAUGAAUUUGGGAAAUUUAGUUUAAAUUGUGAGUUUUUUAAUUUAA
This is a messenger RNA of Olea europaea var. sylvestris, 1307 nucleotides long. RefSeq names its product glycolipid transfer protein 1-like. Gene Ontology annotation, cellular component: cytoplasm; membrane; cytosol. The record is from RefSeq and is a predicted model, not a curated record. The transcript has 7 exons. Gene Ontology annotation, molecular function: ceramide 1-phosphate transfer activity; ceramide 1-phosphate binding. NCBI's taxonomy places the organism in Eukaryota, Viridiplantae, Streptophyta, Magnoliopsida, Lamiales, Oleaceae. Bases 478 to 1083 code for a protein of 201 amino acids. Gene Ontology annotation, biological process: ceramide transport; intermembrane lipid transfer.